Molecule: messenger RNA, 393 nt
Organism: Lolium perenne
Lineage: Eukaryota; Viridiplantae; Streptophyta; Magnoliopsida; Poales; Poaceae
Source: RefSeq, a predicted model, not a curated record
AUGGAUGCGGCCGGUGGCGGGUACGGCGCUAGUCAAAAACGGCCGCGUUCCGGCCCAUCUCCACCCCGGCCGCAACUUCGUCCUAUAAAUAGCAUCUCCGUUCUCCUCGAAAACCAGAAGCAGGAUCAGCAAACCAAACCACAGGCUAAUUCCACCGCGAAAUACAGCCAGGUCUCAGAUUUUGCGAAAAUGGGUGAUGCCAAGUCCUCGUGGCCGGAGCUGUUACGGCGGUCGUCUGACGCGGCGAAGCGGAAGAUCCUUAGUGACCGCCCAGACGUGAACGUGAUCGUGCUGCCCGUCGGUUCCUUCGUGACCGGCGAAUUCAACCCCAAACGUGUCCGCGUCUUCGUCAACUCCUCCAAUGUUGUCGCCCAGAUCCCCAAGAUCGGCUAG